GGGGGGCCAUGGAGGAGGACCGGGGGUCGUCGCUGGCGGCCGAGUCGGCGCUGGAGAAGAACGUGGCGGAGCUGACCGUCAUGGACGUGUACGACAUCGCGUCGCUCGUGGGCCACGAGUUCGAGCGGGUCAUCGACCAGCACGGCUGCGAGGCCAUCGCGCGCCUCAUGCCCAAGGUCGUGCGUGUCCUGGAGAUCCUGGAGGUGCUGGUCAGCCGCCACCACGUCGCGCCCGAGCUGGACGAGCUGCGCCUGGAGCUGGACCGUCUGCGCCUGGAGAGGAUGGACCGCAUCGAGAAGGAGCGCAAGCACCAGAAGGAGCUGGAGCUGGUGGAGGACGUGUGGCGGGGGGAGGCGCAGGACCUCCUUUCUCAGAUCGCCCAGCUGCAGGAGGAGAACAAGCAGCUCAUGACCAACCUCUCGCACAAAGAUGCCAACUUCUCCGAGGAGGAGUUCCAGAAGCACGAAGGCAUGUCGGAGCGCGAGCGGCAAGUGAUGAAGAAGCUGAAGGAGGUGGUGGACAAGCAGCGCGACGAGAUUCGCGCCAAGGACAGGGAGCUCGGUCUGAAGAACGAGGAUGUGGAAGCUCUGCAGCAGCAGCAGACCCGGUUGAUGAAGAUCAACCAUGACCUCCGCCACCGUGUGACAGUGGUAGAGGCCCAAGGGAAGGCCCUGAUCGAACAGAAGGUGGAACUAGAGGCAGAUCUGCAAACCAAGGAACAGGAGAUGGGCAGCCUGCGGGCAGAGCUUGGGAAGCUGCGAGAGAGGCUGCAGGGCGAACUCAGCCAGAAUGGAGAGGAGAAGCCUGAGACAGAGCCGGGCGGGGAGGAGUGCGUCUCGGAGGCGGAAAAGGUGGCCAUGGAUCUCAAGGACCCCAACCGCCCCCGGUUCACACUGCAGGAGCUGCGGGACGUGCUCCACGAGAGGAACGAACUCAAGUCCAAAGUGUUUCUGUUGCAGGAGGAGCUGGCGUACUACAAGAGUGAAGAAAUAGAAGAGGAAAAUCGAAUACCCCAACCUCCAGCAGUGGUCCACCCGAGAAUAUCCCCCCAGCCAGAGUCCGGGAUCAAGCGACUUAAAGAAGGUCCUUUAAGUGACGGGUUUAGCUUCUUCUCCCGCGACAAGAAGCGUCUGGCCAACGCGCAGAGGAACGUGCACAUCCAGGAGUCCUUUGGCCAGUGGGCCAACUCCCACCGCGAUGACGGUUACACGGAGCAAGGACAGGAAGCCCUGCAGCACCUGUGACCGCAGCGCCCACCUCCCCAGCCCCCACGCCCUCGGACCGGAACUGUCCCCCGCCAGCGCCCGCAGCGGAACCCGACAACCCCCGGGUGUCUCGACCUUGCACACUUCUGGGUUCAGAAGCACCCUCAGAACUGAUCCCUCAAACAGACUGUCUGCUUUGAGGAAGCACACUGAAAAACUGACGCCAAACUCGAAAGACAUGUUUAUUUAUACCCAGGGCUCUCACCGUUUAUAAUAGAUGACUGAUCCCUUAGGAUAUAUAUUUAAUAAUACCAUGAGCAGAGGCCAGACUUUUGCAUUAACUUCAGUAACACAAGCUUCUUUAAGCCAAAUACAUCACAUGCACUGUAA
Messenger RNA from Mustela lutreola (European mink), 1595 nucleotides. RefSeq names its product Rab interacting lysosomal protein like 1 (gene RILPL1). The transcript has 8 exons. Gene Ontology annotation, molecular function: protein dimerization activity. The coding region runs from base 9 to 1244 and encodes 411 amino acids. Gene Ontology annotation, biological process: cilium assembly. The record is from RefSeq and is a predicted model, not a curated record. NCBI's taxonomy places the organism in Eukaryota, Metazoa, Chordata, Mammalia, Carnivora, Mustelidae. Gene Ontology annotation, cellular component: cytoplasm; ciliary basal body.